AUGUUCAAAACUACUGAAAAAAACUCCAAUUUUGAAAUUUCACCAAAUAAAACGUCACUACGAGAACGUCUGCGUGCCCGACACGAGAAUGCACUUGAAACCUUUAGAAAGUCUAUGAACUGCCUCCAUGAGGGGGUUGAUAGUACUCAAAAGGAAGUUGCACUACGACUUAAGCAAGAGUUAGAUAAGAGUCAUGCAGUGACAGCUAUGAUUCUAGCUGCUGAAAAGCACAAGAUACAUGCGCACAUUGAAUUGUUAGAUGAACACGCCACACGCUGUGAAAACGUCUCAGAGGGUAGUAUACUUCCUCCAUUCGAAGACCAUUUCUUUAGAGCCACGGAAAUCGAUUAUGAAGCUGGCAUGGGGCGUAUGAAAGAGGAGCGAUACUAUUUGCUAAACCAAGCGGAAGCCUUACAAAAGCAAUACAGUACCCGCGUAGUGUUGAUCCAAGGCUCCAUUAAUGAGAUGAAGGAGCACGAAACUCAUCGAAAGGAUGCCGUCCAAGCCGCCCUCCGCGAUGUGAUGUUGUCCUUAGCCAAAAUCAGCUAUUGCAACGUGACAGCCUCCCAUGUACUGGCUCAACGCGAGCUCCACUGCGUUAACAAUACCAUCGCAACCAACUAUGAAGGCAUCCAGACUCUUUUCGCUCAGCUUAGCUGUCGUGAAGUACUUAAACAGGAACGAUACACGGCCGAGAUGGCUGAUAUUUACAACCAGGCACUGGAUUGUAUGGCCAAAAGUAGCGCGUAUUGGUUGCGCGCCUUACUUCAAUCGGCGCAUUUUCGUCGACCUGUGGAGCGUGAGGAAUGCAUUAAAAGGGUUUCGAAUUUGACUGCCGCGGCGCAUACCCAUGGUACUCAAUUUCUUAGUAACCUCAAAGUCAUAAUUGACUCUUUGAAGGACAUCUCUAAGCCCCCUGCUGGUACAAAGGAGGAGGACUACCAACUCUGCGGUGGCAGUACACCUACUGGCUGGCUGCGGUACUACUGCGGUGAGACGAGUAGUGGCCUCGUUCCCAUAAAAAGUUGUGCGGAGGUAGAAGAUGAGUGGCGUAUGAAGGCAAGUGUGGUAGUACGCAACAAUGGCUCCCGCUGUGUUGAGCUGUCGGAUAAAGUGCAAAGUAUGGAGAAUACUCGAGCAGGCGUCGCCGAGUGUUUAAAUCAGCUCCUGAUGGACAUUAUUGAGUGGGUGCAUACCCCUAUGGAGGAUGAGAUAGAUUUGCUUCGACUUGCAUCGGCUCCGGAAGCCAUCCCUGAAGAUUUAAAAUGCAAUGACGAAGCAUCAUUUAUCAAGGGCGAAUACAAGCCCUUCACAAGCAUCCGUUCCAGCCGGGCAACUGAGUUGAAGACGGUGUACGGACAUUUAUUGGAGCCUAUUAUUACUUCCGUAAAGGCAGAGGCGGAUUGGUUCACCAAAGUUGCAACUAAUGGGCUGCACAAAAAACAAGACAUCUUUGAGCAGUCAUUGCUGCGUGCUAGCACAAGCGUGCUUCAGUGGUUCGAAAAAGCAUCGGAUGCAUUAGUACACACUACCAAUGGCGUUGUGGGUUACCUACGUGAGUUUUACCAAAAGUGCCAUGAUGCACGUAUGUGCUAUAACGAUGAGCUGACACAGAUAGAGCAGCGGCUCGUUGUGUUGCAAGAUCGACUGGAAAAGGCAGAAUCUAAGGAAGAGGCCGAGAAACUCUUCAGUGAAGGUUUGAAUUGCCUCGAACAAGUAGCUCAACACCACAUUCGUUUUCAUAACGAAAGCAUUUAUCAGCUGGACCAAGCAGUGGCUUCCGUGGGGGCGAAUACGAAUCAGUACUGCUCUGCGAUGCUUGAUAAUAUUCGUGUCGAGUCAGUGGAAGAAACGGAGGCCCGAGUUGCCCGGGAACAUCAAGCUAAGGUCGAAUCUAUUAUGACCAUGUUGGCGCUUCAGGAGCAGCAGCAGAAAGGGAAACGCGGGAACCGAAAGGGAGCUGAGGAAGCCACCAAUUGUUUAACUUUGGAUCCUGUGACUGAGGACGAGAUCUCCGUGGAUGUGGUUAACUAUCCGCAGUUAACCGCACAGUCUGGGGUAAUAUAUAACAUAAUUGCUCCCAUGCAACUUAUUCAGCGGCAGAGUUAUGAAAACAAUAAUCAUAUCAACACACCUUUGAUGUCUGAACCUACGAUGGUGUCCGCCGAGUUUGUUUCAUGUUAUGAUUCACUUUUUUCGGAAUCAAUUAAGAGUAAUGCUAGUGGGUUUAUUUCAGAAGAGGAUGACAUUACAGUCUGGAAAGAGGACCUGCGUCUGGGACUGCUCAACUGGACACUGUCGCUUCAGGAAUACACAAUGGAUAAUAUCAAGGCCUUUUGCCAACGCGCGCGAGGGGAUAUGUCGAUCGAAACGAGCGAGUUUCUACGUUUUCACCGUCGCCGACCUGCAACUCUGCAGGUGCAGGUCUAUGAGUCUCGUGUUCGCCACCUCGAGGACGACGCCCACGUGGCAAUGAAGUAUGGUGUACGCUUACGAGAACGUGUUGCAAUAGUGUUAUGUGUGUACGAAGAAUUUAAGGCAAAUGAGGUAUGGGCUGCUGAGGACGCUCAAGUGUUAGCACAACUCAAAGAAAUGGAGGUGCAGGCUCUAAAAGCGCCCAAUGCUUCUGCGUUACAGAGUCGAGAGCGCCAGUAUAAAACUGUGUGUAUGCAAUAUGUAAAUUGCGUGGAACACCGUUCAGAGGUACUUCUGGAUCGUGUAAAGGGCGCCAUAUCAUCUUUAACACUUGAAUUAAGCCAACUCCAGACGUCUCACUCGCCACACCUAAGAGAUGGUGGCAAGGCGGCAAUGGAACGGAUUCAUGCUGUUUUGAAUGAGCUUGAAGAAACUAAGACCAACGUGAGUCAUCACGCUGAGAUGCAGCGCGAAGAACGCUCUAACACGAUUCAGACACUCCAAGUCGGCUACGAUGCUGCUCAUGCACGUACCACCUCGGAGCUACAGCUUAUUACUCGUCUUCAGGAGUGUGCUUCCCGCUUUAGGGUUCAAGUACAAUCUUUUAUUACUACCUCCAAGACAUCCGAGGAUGCUUUAAACUGUGAUAUCAAUUUUCUAGACACAAGCCGUCAGCGUGUUCCACUGAGGCCGGAUUUUGUGACCACCAUCUUAGCGAGCACUCGCCUUGACAUACCGAUAGCGACUGAGGUAGAUAUCUCUGAAAAACACAAAACUGAAGGGCGUGUGGAGUCGCCGCUACCAACCACAGAAGUUCUUGUCGCACAACUCGAGCGUGAGCUGCAGAUUGUUAAGAUAAAAACUCAGCAAGAUCUGAAAAUGUGCACAGCAACCGAGGUGCUCUCUACUCUUGAUGAAUUAAGAGAACGUCUCUUCAUCCGCGGUGUUAUCCUACAGGCCCUCCACCACAACAUCGAGAUGCUUAUUGUUGAUCCAGCGCAUUACAUAGCUCCAAAAAUUCCUCGUAGUGGCGGUUCAGACGGCCAGUAUGUUUUAAACUCCUCAGCCGGUGUUUCUGAGCGCCCCAACAGUGGUCACCUUGGAGGGGCACGCCGUAGCGGGAAGGGUGUAAAAUCACAGGGCGCGACGCAUUUCAUCGUCCCGGUGCUCGAGCAGCAGCCACUUCCUGCAGCCACCUCGGCUCUCGCGCAGCUAGGGGCAUGGGCUUCGGCGUUUAGGGCUGCCGCUAUGGAGUCGGCGCGAGCACACUUUGCGGUCUAUCCUAUGCCCUUGAAUCACUCAUUACCCUAUAUCUUAGCGGAAGCCGCAACGGCUGGCCUUGAGCGCAAGCCAUCAACUGCGUCCAUUGAGCCAGGCUCUCUGGAUGAAGUUGAAAUGGCCAUCAAUUCCAUGUGUCGUUCCCAAGAAACCCAUAUCCGUGAUCAUGUUAGAGAAGCUCUAAGAGUUUAUCGCCAGCAACUACAGCUAGCAUUUAACAUAUUGCAGACACUGCCACAGUGGUUGAGCGCAUCCGUGUAUCACAUUUCAGCCACUGCAGUGAACCUCUACGUUCUAAGUGUACUUCAGCGUUUUGAAGCCUUUCACCGACUUUCAACAACUCUUCGUAUAGCAAAUGACCAAAAGAUGAAAGUAACACUCAGUUCACAAUCCAAAAAAGAUGUAUUGCAAGGGUUAAUCGCAUCAGAGUCCGCUCGUCAGGCACUAGCUAUGGAGGUCAUAACCCGCUUUUGGGGCUUUGCUUUGCAUGGACUUCAGGAAGAAGCAAGGGAACAUGCAACGCGAUGCUACACUAGCAGCAACAGUCUUAUGUCUUUGUUUAGAGGCCUUGUGAGCCCGGCUCACCUUGUAGCCUUGGGUGAAGGUGAAAUAGUGGAGGGACACCACCGAGGCCUCAGGUACCUGAAGCAGCUUAAGUCAAAAAAUGCUCAAGCUACGUUGCAGAAUGAAUCACCAGGCAGCAAUAAUGCAUUAAAUCGUGAUGCUCGUAUUCAGGAUUCCUCAGCACUCGGAAAGCAGGAACCCUCGAGCAGUCGAAGAAUCGUCAACUCUGGCAACAAGGAGCGUGGUCAUAAUUCUAACCUAGAUAGCAUGUAUGGCGGCAACAAAGUAUUGACACCCAUCAAUUAUGCAAUGGUGGAGUUUUUGGGUCUUCCAACUUCUCAGGUGAGGCCGCUAGAGGCCUUUUGUGCGGAACACCCAGAUUGUGUUGUGGCUUCACCCAUGUCUGGGUCCACACAUUCCCAUUUGCCACCGGUUGAGGACGUUGGCACAGCUACUGCUAGCGGUAUUGGAGUCCGUACUGCAGGAUCCGUAAAAAAGUCAAUCCAACUAGAACAAGUGGUCACUGCUCCUCCAGAAAUUCCACGCACUUCACCAUUUAUCGUGCCGGAGACAAGACUCUUCCGUGAAACCGUUACCCUUGCCCACAAAUCAGUUGAGGAAUUAAACACGGCCCUGCAGGAAAUCAUACAGCUUCUGAAUAAAGCCUUUCAUGGAUGGCUACAACGGGAAACUCACUAUAAGCAGAAUUGGGAGCUAUCUGUCAAAACUUUGCACAAUGUUAGCGCACGACGAUAUAGUUUAAGCUCAACUACCGGCUUAAGUUUACCAGAGAAUGACAAUGCUGAGUAA
Phytomonas sp. Hart1 is the source of this 5067-nucleotide messenger RNA. NCBI's taxonomy places the organism in Eukaryota, Euglenozoa, Kinetoplastea, Trypanosomatida, Trypanosomatidae. The record is from the annotation of a GenBank genome assembly.